This is a messenger RNA of Entrophospora candida, 918 nucleotides long. NCBI's taxonomy places the organism in Eukaryota, Fungi, Glomeromycota, Glomeromycetes, Entrophosporales, Entrophosporaceae. The record is from the annotation of a GenBank genome assembly.
AUGGACAAUGUGAUAGACCUUAAGAAAGAAUUAUAUAUCGCCCUCCAAGAUUCUUCCGAGAUAGUCUCAUAUAAUGCUAAAUUGCGGGAUAGGUAUGAAAAACAAGAAAAAAAAAUUAAUCGGGAGAGAGAACAAUGGGAUUGGGAUAGAAAGAAGUGGGGUAAAAAACUGGGAGGGUCCAAAGCUGAGAAUGAUAUAAAAUCUAAGAAAAUUAGAUCGCUUGAGUCUAUGAUUGAGAUAUUGGAAGGUAAGUUGACUUCAGCCCAGAAAGAUGUGAUUUCAAUUCAAAAUGACUCAUUGAAAAAAGAAUCCGAAAAUUUAUCUCUCAAAUCCAAAAUAGCUGAAUUAGAAAAUAUAAAGAGCUCAUUGGAAUCAAAGGUCAAUGAGCUCAAGUAUCUGAAAUCGGAGGCUAUAUCAAAACCCAUAGUUGGUGGGGAUGACGAAAAAAAUAUGACCAAGCCUGAUGAUAUAUCUGCAAUUAGUGAACCUAGCAAAAACAUUAGUCAAUAUUUUCUACAUGGAAAAAAUAUGGAUCAAGCUGGAAAAAUCGAUACUAUAUGUCUUGACACUAGCUCCGCUAUUAUACCAGAUCACACUGAUGAUAAAAGUACUUCUAUACCUGAGGAAUCAGUAAUUCGAGGCUCACCUCCAAGUGUAGAUACUGAGAUUAUUCCCAAGGUAAGUGAUAAAAUUGAUAUUAGCAAAACUAACAACAAUAUACUCCAAGAAAUACCGAAUACCCCCUCUUUGAUUGAAUCAAAUACCCAGAUGGGACCUGGUCCUGGGAUAGGAGCAAUCCCUAUUGUGGCAUAUAUUUUUCUUACUCUAUUAAUUAUUGCGGUUAUGUGGUUUGUAAGACGCACAUGGGGAUUUGAGAGGAAAAGUGAUCGGUUACGGGAUAUGUGGAUUGGACAUUAG